AUGAAACCAGAAACUUUAGUUAUGAAAAUAAUAGAAACUAUUGAAACAGCUUCACCAGCUGUAAUAACUUUCAACGGUAAAAAAAUCAGCAUAACUAAAAAACUUAUUGAUAAAUACAAAUAUUGUAAAGUCAGAGACGAUAUAGGUUUAGACAAAAUUGACGCGAACGCAAAAGAAGGUGGAUUUUUACCUUUGCUUCUACCUUUAAUAUUUGGUGGUAUUGCAGCGGCUAUUAGAAUAACAAAAACCAUCCUCUCAAAGAAAGCAGAUGAUGCUAAAGCCGCUGAAGAACGCAGACAUAAUUUAGCACUGGAAAAGGAAGCAUGA
Lottia gigantea (owl limpet) is the source of this 327-nucleotide messenger RNA. RefSeq lists its product as hypothetical. The record is from RefSeq and is a predicted model, not a curated record. The coding region runs from base 1 to 327 and encodes 108 amino acids. The transcript has a single exon. Lineage: Eukaryota; Metazoa; Mollusca; Gastropoda; Lottiidae.